Molecule: messenger RNA, 2344 nt
Organism: Scylla paramamosain (green mud crab)
Lineage: Eukaryota; Metazoa; Arthropoda; Malacostraca; Decapoda; Portunidae
Exons: 2
Coding region: 1254-2141 (295 amino acids)
Biological process (GO): regulation of transcription by RNA polymerase II
Cellular component (GO): nucleus; transcription regulator complex
Molecular function (GO): DNA binding
Source: RefSeq, a predicted model, not a curated record
AUAACGCGUGCAACUUAUCUAGGACACAGUGAUCCCACUUGGGUUCAAUUAAGUAUGUACAGUUAACAUAACAUAUACAAGCUAAUGAGCAAUGAAGGAAACCAAAACCUCACGAAGCAUAUACAAGUUAAUAAGCAACAAAGUGAACGCAACAUGUACCAAAUAAUAAGCAAUAAGGGAGAACAAAUAUAUACCCAAAAUGCAUCACAAAUAAAAGAAUCUCAGGCAUGUACGUAAUGAAGAGUGUGAGUGUACGUGUGUGAGUGUGAGUGUUUGUGUGAGUGUUCGUCACGUCUUCUUCUAACUCACGACGAGCUUACGAAUCUGGGCAGCAGGAAGGAAGAUAUCCAACUGCGAGAAGCGAGUGAGACUGACGAGGUGUGGAGGUGGAAGUUAGUCGACAGCUCAGUUAGCUCGAUCGAGACUCACUGAGUCGAGACGUGUUUCUAAAGCUUCGUCUUUAUGAUACAGCUACGGUAUGGUCGAGACGGUAUUCGAAGCCGAUGGUUAGUUGGAGAGAUUAGUGGUUGGCGAGGCGGGUACGAGGGCCCUAAUAAUGCAAAUAAACAUCUGUAACGGUUACAUAAUUAAUAAUAAUAUGUAUUGUAUUUAUAAUGCCUUGCCUGAUUAGCAAUAUAAAUGUAUGUAUACAUAUAUGCAUAAGUGUAGAUAGUGGGUGUUGGCGGAUAAGGGUGGGGCGGAUAUGAUCACGCUACCCUACGUCACACACACACACACCAUGGAACUUUCCAUACUACUUUUAUUGCCAUCGAUAAGUAAUCGGUAGCACCUACAUCAUAGUAUCUAAGUAUUCUCCAUAAUUAAUCUCUCCCUAAUGUAUUUUGGCAUGUAUUAUUCUUAGCUAUAAGUAGCUUUUCCCUUGCCUUAUUUAUGUAAUUAGAGAGUUAUGAUUAUAAAUAUAUUCAUGUACUGUGAGUGCGGUCAACCCGCCCCUAUUUCUAGUGUCAGCACUUUUUGAAGGCGCUAAGCGUCCCUUGUGCCGGCUCCGGCAGUCUCUUGCAGUCUCUUGCCAGGGUGUAAAGUGUGCACAGAGAAAGCAGGUUUGCCAGCGCGGGCAACCGGCGCCGACCCGCGCCAAGAAUUAAACCAUAUAAACAAGUGUAGGCGUGCACAGAGGAAGCAGGUUCGAGCGUGUCGGCGCCGGCAGCCUGCUUCAACCCACUUUCCUGUUUGCUCCGAUCAUUCUUGCCUGCUCAACCCGCGCGGGUGGACGCUACUGAGUGGAGAGAAGGAUGGAUGUUGAGCUCCUGAUAGCCAAGGUGUAUGAGAGACAGCCAGUAUGGAAUAAAUGGAAUAAGCACCACGCUAACAGAAAUGUUGUGGAUAGGCUGUGGGCUGAAAUCAGCCAGGAGUUGAACUGUGAAGAGACACUGGUAAAGAAAAAAUGGAAAUAUCUUAGAGACCAAUUUGCUGUUGAGCUCGGGAAAAUUCCACCAGCUCGAUCAGGUGAUGCCGCAGGUGACACUCCCACAUCAAAGUGGCAGUAUUUCAAAUUACUGCAUUUCCUGAAAGACGUCGUGAAAGCAAGAGCUUCAACUGGAAAUUUAUCAGGUGUGCUAACCAAUGAUACUGUUGAAACCUCAUUACCAGAAUCACCUCAAAUAGAAUACCAAAUGGGUACCAUGGAGCCCCCCUUGGCUACAGAGGAAGGCGUAUCCCACACUAAAGACGCUCUUGAACGCGAAGAUGAAGUUAUGGAAAAGCAAUGGCUCAUUUCACCCGCCACCCGUCCGAAGAAAAAGGGAGCUAACAAACGCUCUAAAACAGAUGACUUCAACCAGAGCAUCCUGGAUAUUGAACAACAAAAAAAUCAGUACUUGAAAGAAAAAAUAAAUCGCAAGCAAGACAAAGAAGAUGACGAGGAUCUGAUGUUCUUCAAAAGUUUGUUACCUCAUGUCAAAAGAAUUCCUGCUGUGCAGAAGCUGACAUUUAGAAGCCGCCUACAAGAACUUGUACAACAAUUUGCAUAUCCAGUGCCUGCCAUAUCUCCCCUUCCAUAUACCCAUGAUUCUUCUUCCUCAGCUUCUGCUUAUACCCCACAGGUGUCUCCUCACUCAUAUGCCCACUCUCCUAUAGAGUCUCAAGUUCAUACCACAGAUAUGACUUUACAACCUAUGUAGUACACUAACAUUCUUAGUAUCACAUAUAUGUCUGUACUAGGAGAAAUGCUUAUUUUAUGUAAUUGUUUUGUUAUUAGGAUUUAUGAUAUAUGUAUCUUUACUUUGUUCAGUGUUGUGUUUAUCAGUACCAUACGAUAUAAACUGUAAAAUUCAAAUAAAAAUUAUUUGUUCCCUAUACCAUCUAUGAUUAUCAUCUUAUUAAU